GUAAAUUCCAAAACUUAGUUCACAUUAAUUUGAACGUCUGCUACAUUUUGGAUUUAAAUUAAAUUAAAUUAAAUUAAUAAGAAAUUUCCGUCUAUUUGGAUAGUUGUUAAGUUCAUUGAACUCAUUCUAAGCAAAAUGAUUAGACUAAAGAAAUAUACCAUGGAUUUUCAUGUACGUGUAAGAUCGGGCCAACCUUUCUUACUUCGACCAUAUGGUAAAGUAGCGCUCACAAAUGCAAUUUUCUUAUCUGGCAUUUGUGCCACGAUUAUGUGUGACGUAGAUAAUUUUCACUUUCCUUUGCUAAGUGUAGACAACAAGAAAACCGAAUAUCCGUUGAAGACGGUUAUUGGUAAGGCUGCAAAAAUUGUGUUUUAUGUGAAUGGCGAGGAUGCUGUAGUUAAACUGUAUGGAGUACUUUAUGCCGUUGGUUCUUAUGAUUACUCUACGACAAAUGUUCAAUAUCAUUUGGAUAAAUGUGAUUCCUAUAUGAAAUCCUUUACCGACAGCACCGAUGAUGACGAUGAUUAUGAUGACGACGACGAUGAUGACGAUGACGAUGAGGAUGUGUAAAAGAAAAAAUUUCAAUUUCAAAAUUUAUUCUCUUGUACUAAACACAAAAACUCAACAAUACGGAAGGCACGUCGAAUUGAGGCUUUAUUGAACACUUUGACACGUUUUGGAUUAUCAGCGAAAUCGACAUUGCCAACAACAACAACAACACCGCAAAAAGCCAGCCUAAAAGUUGAUUGAGUCUGCACGCAUUCAAUCAAAUGUGUCACAACUCAAUAUUUUUACUUUUCCUCUAUUUUGUGACAUGUUAAACGUGAUAGAAUGAUAUACAUACAUACAUAUAUACUAGCUAUAUUUUAGCACAUGUGUCUCAUAGAAAUUGAUAUACGCAAUCGACCAUCUUGUGAAUUAAAUCUAAAAGCUAUGUGUCACAAUCGAA
Molecule: messenger RNA, 949 nt
Organism: Drosophila willistoni
Lineage: Eukaryota; Metazoa; Arthropoda; Insecta; Diptera; Drosophilidae
Product: nucleoplasmin-like protein NO29
Exons: 3
Coding region: 136-570 (144 amino acids)
Source: RefSeq, a predicted model, not a curated record